AUGGCCGAGAACAACACUCUAGCCAUUCCCUCCUCUUAUCUUCUCCAUCCCUCCGAUUCUCCUAGUCUACUUCUUGUCAAUGGUCUUCUCACCGGCGACAACUACCCCAAAUGGCAAAAAGCCAUCACCCGAGCCCUUAAUGCCAAAAAUAAACUUGGUUUUAUCGAUGGCACCCUCAUACCCCCUGAACCUACCAAACCCGAAUAUACUCAGUGGAAUCAAACAAAGGAUAUGGUCCUUACCUGGCUCCUCAACUCCAUCAGCCCUUCCCUUGCCAAUUCCCUUGAAUAUCAUACCGAUCCCCGCGCUGUCUGGCUCGACCUCUCUUCCCGUUUCUGUCAUGGAAACAAUGCCCACAUUUACCACCUCAAACGAGCCCUUUCCUCCCUGCAUCAAAACACAACCUCUGUCCAUGACUAUUUCAACCAAAUCAAACAAUUAUGGGAUGAACUUAGUCAUCUCCAAACCGCCACUGACCUCAAAGACAUGCAACGGCAAGCUGAUGAUGAACAUGUUUUUCAAUUCCUCCUUGGGCUCAACGAUACCUUUGCUCCUCUUCGCACUCAGAUUCUGGCAAUGGACCCACUUCCAUCUAUCGAUAAAGUUUUUUCAAUCUUGUUUCAGGAAGAACAACAGAGGCUUCUCAACCUCCAACCAAUGUCGUCCGAGACCAUGGUCAUGGCCACCCGCACCACCAGUCGACCCCGUCCUCCUCUGAAGUGCACCGCAUGUGGCAAAGACGGUCACACCCGUGACCGUUGCUGGACCCUCAUCGGGUACCCCCCAGGCCGAGAACCUCGGAUCACCAAACCCAGGCCGUCCCUUUUAGGGCCACCUCCGUCGGCUGCCAACUCGGUCUCUCUCCCUCCUUCUGCGUCGGCCAACCUUGUUUCUCUUCCUCCGGAGCUAUAUCAGAAGCUCCUCAAGCUCCUAGCCCCAUCGCCUGUCCCGGCCGACCCAUCCCCUGCAACUUUUGCUGGACUCUCAAUCGAUGAAGCCGAUUGGAGCGGGUGA
Messenger RNA from Carya illinoinensis, 1014 nucleotides. RefSeq lists its product as uncharacterized. Lineage: Eukaryota; Viridiplantae; Streptophyta; Magnoliopsida; Fagales; Juglandaceae. The transcript has 2 exons. Gene Ontology annotation, molecular function: zinc ion binding; nucleic acid binding. The record is from RefSeq and is a predicted model, not a curated record. Bases 1 to 1014 code for a protein of 337 amino acids.